Truncatella angustata is the source of this 1182-nucleotide messenger RNA. RefSeq lists its product as uncharacterized. NCBI's taxonomy places the organism in Eukaryota, Fungi, Ascomycota, Sordariomycetes, Amphisphaeriales, Sporocadaceae. The transcript has 4 exons. The record is from RefSeq and is a predicted model, not a curated record. The coding region runs from base 1 to 1002 and encodes 333 amino acids.
AUGCAUACCAGGCCGCAGAGAAUCAAGAUUAGCAGAAGUGGCCCAUCGCUUAAGCGUAAGGCCAAAGCCCUUGGCGAGAAGGCGAAUGUUCUCAGCGUGCUCAUGUACCACAAUGCCAUUGAUAACCGGAUGGAAAUCGAGGUACAUGUGCCUAAAGACCUGAAGAAGUUACCGGAUUUCAAUAAACUUGUCCAAAGAGCCAUCCGUGAAAAGAGCCGAAAAGCUAAAGCUCACGCUCGGGCUCUUGCUACAUCACAGCCGACAAGCCAAACUCGCUCACGUACUGCCGACCGCGAAACCAGCGAGGAGAGAGCUCAAGCCGUUUCGCUAUCGAUCUACGAUAUCAUACCCGACGAUGACGGAGACACUGUUAUCGUUCACGAUCCAUCUUCUGCUGCAGGCGGGCAAGCGCACCCGGGUCACUCUUCGGGCUCAGUCAUCAAUCCUCAAUCCUCAGUCUUCACUCAUCGGUCUGAUGGGGAUAGUGUCCACCACCGCAUUAGCCACGCCACAUUCGAAAGUCUGCUCCGCGACCAGCUCAAGCGCACCCUCGACGACGGGAUCGAGAGCCUUGACAAGGGAGGUGCUCGUGGGGUCCUCUUCAAGGUGACUCUUCUUGCAUAUGGAUAUACCUUUAUUGGCAAGGGCACCGUGCCGGCAUUUAUCGAGGAUCGCCCGUAUGGCGCAGUGGUUGAGUGCGCCUGGCAGUGCUCUCGUUGUUGCGGUGGGCGACGAGAGCAAGCACACGACAGUGAGAUGGGCUCUAUCGCAGAGCCCGAUGACCAAAGAGUCUUCCUCACAUAUCCAAUUCUGGCGGGUUUUUCCACCUCGGUGGUUUUUCCCCGCCGGCGGAAGCAACAUCACCUGCUUUCACCUUCACCAAUUCGACGGACAUCGAACGGCUACUGGGACGAUGUUCAAACCGGAGGACUGCGGACUGAUGGGUCGGAUAGCAAUGGACGGGGAUGUUUUCCGACGGAAUCGAGGUUGGAUACUGACUAAAAUCAUCUGGCAGCGCCAGCAUGAUACCGCAAUAGCGUGGAUUGGCACGUGAGCGGCUCUGACAUGUACAUACAUACACUGACACCUCCACAACCCUGCGAUGUAUGGCUCUGGGAGGCGUGGUUUGCCCUAAUAAGGGAUGUUCCCCACGUUAAAUACAAUCAAUCAAUCAAUCAAUCA